Messenger RNA from Heterocephalus glaber (naked mole-rat), 2756 nucleotides. Lineage: Eukaryota; Metazoa; Chordata; Mammalia; Rodentia; Bathyergidae. The record is from RefSeq and is a predicted model, not a curated record.
CAAGGUCCUGAUUGUGAAGGGUUCCUGGGUGAGCACUGGGUCGCUGUCCCCGGCCAAGGACUUCUGGCCGGGACCUUGCUCCUGAAGGAAACAUGGACCUCCGGCUUUGGUGGCUUUACCUCCUGCCGGUGUCCGGGGCUCUGAAGAUCCUCCCGGAAGUAGAGCUGGAGGGAGCCCUGGGCGGAUCCGUUGUCAUCGAGUGCCCGCUUCUUGAAAAAGGCCAAGUGCGGAUGUACCUGUGCCGGCAGAUGGCUAACCCUGGGAUAUGUAGUACCGUGGUGUCCAGCAACUUCAUCAAGGACGAGUACAGGCACCGAGUCACCCUGAUGCCAUGUUCAGACAGGAAGCUGUUCCUGGUGGAGAUGACCGGGCUGACCGAGAGGGAUAGCGGGGUCUAUGCCUGCGGACUGGGCAUCCACACAGACAAAGGCAAGACCCUGAAAGUCACCUUGAGUGUCCACAAUGCAGAGUAUGAGCCAUUCUGGGAAGAGGAGCCAAUGUCUGAGUCUCAAAGUUUAUGGCUUCAUAAACUUCUGCAGCAGCAGAUGCCCAGUUGGCUUGAGAUGGUGCCACAUGCUGCCGGGCCUCCAGAACUCCCAUCCAAAGAUGCUACAGCUGAGAGGACAGAGGCCCCUCCAGUCCAGCGCUCCGCCGCCGCCACUCCAACAGCCCACCGACCUCAGACGCCUGGAGCAUCUUUGGCAGCAGCUGCCAAGCCGCCACCCCUUCUGCCAUCCACCACAGCCUCAAAGGCUUCAGCUCAGGAGGGGUUGCUUGGGCCCCAGGAGGCCAGUUACAACCACCGCACCUGGCUGCACAAGCAAAGAGCAUCCACCCCCGGCUCCCCGGCCAGGAGGCGCGACCUGGGGUUUCACAUCCUGAUCCCCAGCGCCCUGGGCCUCCUGCUGCUGGCGCUCCUGGGGCUGGUCCUGAGACGGGCGCUUCAGCGGCGGCGCGCCCUCUCCAGACGGAUCCGCCGGCUGGCCGUGAGGAUGCGCGCCCUGGAGGCCUCGGGGCGGCCCGGGUCGCGCCAGCCCCGCGCGGGGCAGCGGCCGCGCUCCCAGAACAACGUCUACAGCGCGUGCCCGCGCCGCGCUCCGGGGGCCGCCGAGGGUGAGCAGCGGGGUGCGGGGGGCGAGGGGCACUCGGGUGGGCGGGGCGCGCUCCUUCCCGGGAGAGUCGCCCGCAACCUCACCCCGCCCUCCUGUCCCCCAGACCUCGUCCCCGAGCCCCAGCCGGAGCCCGGACCCUCGACGCCCCUCGCCCCGCCGCAGGUUAGCCCCGCCCCGCUGCAGGUGCCUGACGCUCCUUGGCUCCCUGUCCCAUCGCUGAAGACCAGCUUUGAAUAUGUGACCAUCUGCCACCAGCCUGCUGCCAGGAGGGAGGAUGCUGAGUCCAGUGACUACAUCAACAUCCCCAGCCUGACGUUCCUUCCGAGCUGAGCUGUCCUCCAGGGCCCAGACUGUGGCGCCAAUGAGUCCUGUCUGUCUGAGGACCCCAGCGCCUGCCGAGUCUCAGCAGAGGCCUCGUCGCCUCUCGUAUUGCAUGCCCCAUCUCCCCGCAUACACAUCCGUCUGCUCUGCACCCGGCGCUGCCCCAGCUCACCUCGCAUACACCUGCAGACCGUGUCACCUCAGAGGCUCCAGGCAGGCAGGGCGUUUGUCUCGAUGCCACCUGCUUCUUCUCCAAGCUGUUUACCAGGCCAUGAGAUCUGCAGGCCAUCUCAUCAGUGCCUUGGGUCGUGGGGUCUUUGCUGCCUUGGCUUUAGAUCCUGUGGCAUCAGGAUGGGGUGUAGGCAGCAGCUUCCCUUCCCAGGCUUGGGCCUCAUCCAAGCAGAAGGCUGUAGGGGUGCACAGGAGGACAUGCCUCAGCCCCACACGCUUCUGUUUAUCUGUCUCAAGUCCUAUGUGCUAAGGGCAAUUUAUUUUGAUGGGGGGACAUAUUCUACAUAUGCAGAGCCGAGCUUGUUAGUGUUAGUGGUAUAAAUAUAAGCAUAUUAAUGUUUAUACAUAAAGCCUCCUUUAGUCUCCCUCUCAUGCUGUGGACACAUUCCCUGACCUCAGCUAUUCUCCUCUUUAGGCAUAGUCUUUGUCAUCUCCUUACCCAUCUUCCACGUCCUAGCACUGAUGUUUGUGCAUUUACCUUUGGUCUACUUUAUCCCAAACCAUCACUUCUCUGCUUUCAGAAAUGCACCUCAUCUCUUUGCCAGCUCCAGAUAAGUAUAGAAAGGUGGGGGAGGGAAGCAGCCCGGGUUCCUGGGCAUCAAGGCUCUGCAGUGGGACUCCUGUCAUGGAAGAGGAGGCAUCCCACCUCCUCCACAUACUUUUCUCCUAGGCUUUUGAAGCUAGGUCAUAGUUAGACACUGUCUUUGGAUCUGUGUCAGCUACAAAGUACAGCCAGAGCUUGAGGCUACAGAUGCUGACUCCUGCCAUUGGAAGGACCUUUCCCGGAAGUGUAGCACAGCCUCCCGGACACUGGUCCAGAAAUGGAAAGGAAAUGCUGCCAGGACUGAACUGGGUUUGCCUUUAUUAGCAAGGACUGUCAUCACAGAGGGGACGAUCCAGCCAGGUACGAUGACCUCAGCAGUGCCAGCUGGGCCCUGCUGCCGUUCCAGGCAGCAAGGAGAGCACCCAAGAAAAGGAAAAGAGGAGCGGAUCGAGAGUGAGCCGGGUACUUCACACACUGUCUUUUGUCAUUUACUUCCCAAGCUGAUGCCCCUCAUUCUACCCUUGACCUCUGUUCCUGCGGAUGAGUGA